UGUUGGUAAUUUUUUCGCAACCUCACAGCAGCAGCAGUUGAAUAUUGUGUAGUGCGGUAGAGUUAUCGUGAAUUCGGGUUUACGCGAGUGUAUUUCUUCACCGAGUCUCCGUUGACCAUAGUAGAUUACCGUACACAACCGGGUGCACCUAACGUUGCUUAUAUAAGCCCGCCGGAUUUCUAGAUUGAGGCAGGUGGGCCAGAUUGGACCGGAUUGUGUGACCAGCAAGAAGAACAAAGAUGUCCAAAGCAAGUAAAAUUGUACUUCGGAUUCAGUCCGCUGAAGGUACCAAACGAGUGGAAAUUAAUCAAAAUGGAACCUUGCGGGAACUGUACGAUCUUGUUCACACCAGCUGUGCUAACGAUGGGUUUGCUUUGUACAAGGAAAGAAAUUGUAGCAAAGAGCUCAUAUCCAGUCGUUCUCAAACAUUGAAAGAAAUUGGUCUAAAGCAUGGUGAUAUGGUUUACCUAAAAAACAUCUCAGGACCUUCAACCUCAAAGGGACAUGAAAGAAGUGCUUCUACAUCUUCUGUCGCAUCAACGAGCAGUUUCACGAUGGGUGGGACGGCUAGUUCAAGUCGCGAAGCCACUCCCGGUACUAGCGCAGGUUCCGCUACCACAGUACCUUCGAAUAGCGAAGAUUCCGUUGAUAUUGAAUUAUACAAGCUAGAUGGACGUAUUCAAAGAAAGCGAGACGAAAAGCUAUGCCGCCAUAACUCUAAUGGUUGCUGCGUUCAUUGCUCCCCACUGGAGCCAUGGGACGAGUCCUACCUCAAGGAGCAGAAAAUUAAACACUACUCCUUUCACACGUACUUGAAGAAGCUCACUUCCGGCGUCGACCGCGGUAAGUUUGUAGCUCUGGAAGAUCUCAAUUGUAAGAUUAAAACCGGCUGCCGCGAUCAUCCGCCGUGGCCCAAAGGUGUUUGCUCCAAGUGCCAGCCUUCGGCAAUUACGCUGAAUCGACAAACGUAUCGGCACGUUGAUAAUGUGAUGUUUGAAAAUACGGGCAUUGUGGAGCGAUUUUUGAACUAUUGGCGCACCACAGGUCACCAACGUAUUGGCAUGAUUUUUGGUACCUAUGAAAUUCAUCCGGAUGUUCCGCUGGGUAUCAGGGCACGCGUUGCAGCAAUAUAUGAGCCGCCACAGGAAAGCAAUCGCGACUCGAUUCGACUGUUGGAUGAUGAACACGAGGUCGAAGUGGAUGAACUGGCCCGACAGCUAGGACUGCGUCGUGUCGGGUGGAUUUUUACUGACCUACUGGCGGAGAAUGCUGCUGCUGGCACGGUAAAGCAUGUGCGUAACAUUAAGACACACUUUUUGACCGCUCAUGAGUGCAUACUAGCUGGUCACUUGCAGAACAAAUAUCCCAAUCGCUGCAAAUAUGCGUCCAAUGGGUACUUUGGAUCGAAGUUUACCACUGUUUGUGUAACUGGUGAUGACAAAAAGCAAGUGCACAUGGAAGGCUACGCAGUUUCGGCACAAUGCAUGGCACUGGUUCGGGACAAUUGUCUCAUUCCUACUAAAGACGCAUCCGAGCUGGGAUAUAUACGUGAGUCUACAGAUAAGCAGUACGUCCCGGAUGUAUAUUACAAGGAAAAAGAUGUCUACGGCAACGAAGUUCAGCGCUUGGGACGACCACUGCCGGUGGAGUACCUACUGGUUGAUGUGCCCGCUUCGACGCCCGUGGUCCCAUUGUACACAUUUCACGAGCGAAAGGACGUCAGUCAGUACUUCCCGGUUGAAAAUCGGCUCAUCGAUGGUCACAUUCAGGACUUUGCAGCCCUGAGCGAUUACCUAGGCAGGUCGCGGUCAAUGGACUUUUUGGAAACAAUGUCGGACUUCCACCUGCUGCUGUAUCUGUACCGCAUGGACAUGCUACCAAUGAAGUCGCAGAUGGGUCCACUAUUGGAAGCGGUUCGUGACAAAGAUAAAUCGGCAGCCAACGAAUGGAGAAAUCAGGAAGUGUGGCGAACGUUGGAGCAAUUGAUCUCGGCCACUUCACACCAUGACGACUCCAGCAUGAGCAACGACGUUGAAUUCGUGUCCGCCGGGGAAGCAGAACAGAACUGGACUUGCUCUCAUUGUACGUUCAUCAACAGUCGGGAACUGCCGACGUGUGAAAUUUGUAAUCUUCCCAGGGUCUAAGCUACUAAUAAUAGACACGUACUAAAGGCUGCCGUAUGAAAUCUAGUAAACAGCAUAAUCAAUUUGGCUAUCUCAGAUUUGUAUAUUGCCAAUAUGUACUGAAACGUUUUAAAUUUGUGAGUAAUCUUCACAAAAGGAAAUGGUAGAGUCGCUCAUUGAAAGCCACAUAGGAAUGUGCGAGAAAUAGAUGUAGCAUGGGUGAAAUUAUUCUAUUAAAACCUUUUUUCGUUUCAACUGAAUAUUGAUGGGAAACAAAAUAUUUUCAUAUUUUAGUAAGGUCAAUUCAAUUUGAGCUGGUUCAAGGCAAUUGCAACCAAAACAAACCUUUGUGCUAAUUAAAUAAUCCGUUGGUAGUUCAAAAAUAUGAAAAUACUUUUGUGAUUCAAAGUUAUCAAAUUCGAAGUGGAUAUGGAUGAAGAUAACGAGCGUAAACUCGAUUGAAUUCUAACAUUUAAGCCAAUAUUUAUUUUUAAAUGGUAAUAAAAUCAGAUUGAAACAAA
Topomyia yanbarensis is the source of this 2644-nucleotide messenger RNA. RefSeq names its product nuclear protein localization protein 4 homolog (gene Npl4). Gene Ontology annotation, cellular component: nucleus. The transcript has 10 exons. Bases 240 to 2144 code for a protein of 634 amino acids. Gene Ontology annotation, molecular function: ubiquitin protein ligase binding; ubiquitin binding. The record is from RefSeq and is a predicted model, not a curated record. Lineage: Eukaryota; Metazoa; Arthropoda; Insecta; Diptera; Culicidae. Gene Ontology annotation, biological process: ubiquitin-dependent protein catabolic process.